Pseudomassariella vexata is the source of this 2031-nucleotide messenger RNA. RefSeq names its product adenosine/AMP deaminase. NCBI's taxonomy places the organism in Eukaryota, Fungi, Ascomycota, Sordariomycetes, Amphisphaeriales, Pseudomassariaceae. The transcript has a single exon. Gene Ontology annotation, molecular function: adenosine deaminase activity. Gene Ontology annotation, biological process: inosine biosynthetic process; adenosine catabolic process. The record is from RefSeq and is a predicted model, not a curated record. The coding region runs from base 204 to 1916 and encodes 570 amino acids.
CCCCGCUGAUGGUGCGCCUUCUUGUUGACGAGAACAGAAGAUUUCGUGUAAUCCGCCUGAACGCUUGAGGUGUUGGAAAUUACUAAUCAAUCUUGUUCAGUAUUUUCCAGCUGGGAACGUAAGUCACUGCCCCGCAAUGAACCCCAACGGUAAACGGAUUAUCCAGCUCACUUCGCCAACCUACCAACACAAACAUCCCAACUAUGCCUUUUACCGAGGAAGAAUGGGACGAGAUAUCCCAGGAUAUCCCCAGCCCCGAAGAUGAAUUCAUCCAGAAAUACAUCGAAGGUCGCGAGGCCCUGAUAGCGCAAGAAGAUAAGCAGCGCAGCGAUGCCUCAUUCCGCGCAUCACUCUCGCCCAUCGCCCAGAAGGCCUGCGACAUCGUCUCGCGCAUCCGUGACGAAGAGAAGUCGUCAAUCUGGACGCCUCAGCUUGAAGACUCGCUGGCCAGGACCGCCGAAAACAUGACGGUCUACCCGGGGAUGAUGUUUUCACUGUCUAAGUCACGCAUGGAGUCGACCAAGCUGUGGAAAAUCGUGCGCCAGAUGCCUAAAGGAGCCUUGUUACAUGCCCAUGCGGAUGCUAUGGUCGACUUUGAUUUUCUACUGGAUGUGCUGCUGAAGACGCCAGGGAUGCACAUCCAAUCUUCCAGUCCUCUGACAGAUGCCAAAUCCCGCGCUGGGGCGAAACUGCUCUUCCGGUUCCGAAAGCAGGCGCUAACAGAGGGCGAUAUUUGGUCCGACAGCUACAAGCCCGAUACGCAAAUCCUGCUUACCCAGGCCGCUGAUGCGUUCCCGGAACGGGGAAGACCAGGGUUUCUCAAGUGGCUGUACAGCCGAUGUACACUAUCCCGCACAGACGCCAUUUCGCAGCACCAUGGAGUCGACGAGAUAUGGCAGAAGUUUAUUGCAUGCUUCCGUGUCGCCAACUCUAUCAUCCACUACGAGCCUAUCUACCGGGCGUUUCUGCGCCGCCUGAUGAGCCAGCUGAAAGCCGAUGGAAUCAACUAUUGCGAGCUCCGCUUCUCGUGGAAGCUCGACUACUGCCUCCAGGACAGCGAGACGCCCGAGACAGACUACACGGCCAUGAUGAGCACGCUUGACGAGGAAGUCAAGAAAUUUCAAGCUACCCCUGAGGGCCAGGGGUUCUGGGGCAUCAGGACCAUCUGGGCUACGAUCCGGUACGACGCUACACGCAAUAUUAUACAGGACAUGGACAACUGCAUCACCACCAAGAUAACGCAUCCUCACAUGAUCGCCGGCUACGACAUGGUCGGACAAGAAGACCUCGGCCGUUCCCUCCGCGACAUGCUCCCCGAGCUCUUAUGGUUCCGUAAGCAAUGCGCCGACGAAGGCGUCAGCAUUCCCUUCUUCUUCCACGCGGGCGAGUGUCUCGGCACGGGCAACACCACCGACCACAACCUCUAUGAUGCCAUCCUCCUAGGCACCCGGCGCAUCGGCCAUGGCUUCAGCCUGUACAAGCAUCCCUUGCUCAUCGAUCUGGUCAAGGAGAAGAAAAUCCUCAUUGAGAGCUGCCCUAUCAGCAAUGAAGUCCUCCGUCUAUGUGGGUCCGUUAUGAGCCACCCACUACCAGCGCUACUAGCCAGGGGCGUGCAGUGCUCCCUCUGCAACGACGACCCGGCUAUGCUGGGCCAGGACACAGCGGGCAGCACGCACGACUUCUGGCAGGCGCUGCAGGGGUGGGAGAAUCUAGGAUUAGCGGGACUGGGCUCGCUGGCGGAGAAUAGCGUGCGCUGGUCUGCGUUCGAGGACCAGACGGCCGACGAGUGGAACAGGGACGUCAGGGAGGCCUCGGUGGGGAGUGGGCUCAAGGCACAGAGGCUGAAGGAGUGGGCGAUUGAGUGGGAGAAGUUCUGCCUGUGGGUCGUCACCGAGUUUGGGGCAGGCGAGGAAUAGGGGGGUUAGGCAAAUAGAGACAGACGGUCGCCGUCCGGUUUGGGUCCGGCGGGCUGAUGGAUUGUCCACUCGGAGUAGCGAUGAUUCUACUUCUCGAAGAUGAUUUCACGGCUCA